Molecule: messenger RNA, 177 nt
Organism: Coprinopsis cinerea okayama7#130
Lineage: Eukaryota; Fungi; Basidiomycota; Agaricomycetes; Agaricales; Psathyrellaceae
Exons: 3
Coding region: 1-177 (58 amino acids)
Source: RefSeq, a predicted model, not a curated record
AUGUCCACUCAGGCGCUGGCACACUCCAAUGCUGUGAAUGAAGUGAAGCGAGAAAGGGUCAAGCAUGCCCACGGCUAUCCUUCCGUGUCCUCUACAAGUGUAAACCCGAGGACAAUGCUCGGGUUGCCAAAGGCGAACGGAAGUGGUGGCACUCUGAGAUUAUCUUCUGCACUCUAG